CCUAGAAAAGGCGAAAAGUAAGGGCUGAAGCCUAUGGACUUUCGAGCCCGUUUCAACCCCCCACUCGGAACCUCUUUUAAUAAGGCUCAAGAUCCCAGAAUAAAUACCUAGGGAUACUAAAGCUAUUCUUCCCUCCCGGUGGAGGGCAGGAAUUCCCGGGCUUUGGGGUCAGGAGAGCCCUCUUCCAUACCCCACCCCCAUUUUAUCUCCCAGCGAGAUAGAUCCUGAUUGGGAGGCAGAGAAGGAAACAGGCAUAAAAGACAUGCCUGUAGAACCCUCUGAGCGCCCAGUCCCGAUCCUGAGCAUUUCUUUCCCGGCCACCACUCCCUUCCCAAUGCUCCUGAGGGGGGCGGGGCUGGGUGUUGGCUGGUCCAGGAUGUGAGAUCCUGGAUGAAAGAAAAAGCUAGUGUAAGUGUUUGAGGCCUUCCAGGGAGCAGGACAGGGCAGGUAAUGCGUAGGGGUCCUGUUUCACCGAACUGGCAAACAAGCCAAGGGGAGAGAACAGGUAAGGAGAGGUGGGGGAAAAGUUGACUGGGUGCAGAGGAGAAAUCAUUUAGGGUCCGGGCUUGACAGGAUUUUCACCCUCCCUCCUACUACCCCUCAUUAAGAGGAUGGAGCUUGGCGACCCAGAACUGCUGAAUAUCUUGUUGGAACCUUCAGAAGACAUAACCAUAAGGGCCUUCCCAGAGCUGGCAGGACCCUCCUCAUUCCAAGAGCCAGUUGGAAGUGGACUGCAAGAUCCAGUGCUGGGAGGAUGGGAGCCCCGUGGGAACAGCAGCUGUGGCCUUCAGGAGAAUGAGCCAGAUGAUUUUCUGAACCUACUCAUUGAUCCCAAUGAGGUCUAUCAGUCCAGAGUUUCUCCAGGAAGUGACAGUGGUAUUUCUGAGGAACCUGGUCUUCCAGACAGCUCCCCUGCCCCCAUGGCUCUUAGUCCUCCUGCCCUUUAUGAGGUUGUCUAUGAGACGGGGGCCCUAGAAGGACUGCAAGGAAAAGCUGACCACACCAGCUCUGGACUCAUCUCUAUCCAGCUAGGUCAGUGGAGCCCUCCACUGCUGAUCCCUGAUGGCUGCAUCAUCAGUGAGCCUCCCACUGACCCUCCUGUCCACCCAGAGCCCAGAAUAGGUACAGGAGUCUUGGUGCCUCCUGAGACACUGCUGCACUGCCCAGCAUUGUAUCUGACAGAUGAAGAGAAGCGACUGUUGGGACAAGAAGGGGUAACUCUGCCCUAUCACCUACCCCUCACCAAGGCAGAGGAAAGAGUCCUUAAGAAGGUUCGGAGGAAAAUCAGAAACAAGCAGUCUGCUCAGGAUAGCCGGAGACGCAAGAAAGAAUACAUAGAUGGUCUGGAGACUAGGGUGGCUGCCUGCUCAGUACAGAAUCAGCAGCUACAAAAGAAGCUGCAGGAGCUGGAGAGACACAAUAUCUCCUUAGUGGCUCAACUUCGACAACUACAGGCACUCAUUGCUCAGACCUCUAACAAGGCUGCCCAGACCAGCACUUGUGUCCUGAUCCUCAUACUCUCCUUAACCCUCAUCAUCCUUCCCAGCUUCAACCCCUUUCACAGGGAACAGCCAACUGGGCCUGACACUUAUAAGCCUAGUGGAGUUAUCUCCAGAAACAUCUUGACUCACAGGGAUGUGCCUGAUAUCCUGAGGACCCUGGUAUCACAGCCUGGAGUCAAGGAUACCAAUGGUUCCUCAGAGGCAGUGCGUCAGGAGGGUGGGAAGCAGCCAGGCCGCAGGAAGAGGGGCCCAGCGGUGCAGCAUGCUGAUGAGAUGUAAGACAGAUUUGGAAAAAGGGUAGAAGGCCUGCAAGUCCUGAGAUUGAAAUAGAGAGCACUUCCCCACCCCCAAGUCUUCACACCCUAAGGCAGCAGGCUGGAGAGAACCUGGAAGUAGUACCCUUUCCCUGUUCCCUAACCUGGCCAGCAGCUUCUGCUCUCAAUGUGAAUAGUAACAUACAACCAAGGGGAGCUCUAAGUGGAGCUUUUUAGAGGGGGAGGGGAAAGGAGACAAGGAUGCUGCUCUACAAUAAAGUUAUAAUUUCUACCUGA
Messenger RNA from Antechinus flavipes (yellow-footed antechinus), 2053 nucleotides. RefSeq names its product cAMP responsive element binding protein 3 like 4 (gene CREB3L4). Gene Ontology annotation, molecular function: DNA-binding transcription factor activity, RNA polymerase II-specific; RNA polymerase II cis-regulatory region sequence-specific DNA binding. Gene Ontology annotation, cellular component: nucleus. The record is from RefSeq and is a predicted model, not a curated record. Bases 612 to 1781 code for a protein of 389 amino acids. Lineage: Eukaryota; Metazoa; Chordata; Mammalia; Dasyuromorphia; Dasyuridae. The transcript has 9 exons. Gene Ontology annotation, biological process: regulation of transcription by RNA polymerase II.